Ramularia collo-cygni is the source of this 270-nucleotide messenger RNA. RefSeq lists its product as uncharacterized. NCBI's taxonomy places the organism in Eukaryota, Fungi, Ascomycota, Dothideomycetes, Mycosphaerellales, Mycosphaerellaceae. The record is from RefSeq and is a predicted model, not a curated record. The coding region runs from base 1 to 270 and encodes 89 amino acids. The transcript has 2 exons.
AUGAACAUUGCUCAGAUCCAAUCGAAUGUGCCAAGGCUUCAGGCACGACAGGGUUAUGCCGGUACAGCACCUGAGAAAGGGAUUGCGACUGGCGGCCCGAUGCUGCCGAAGACAUCAUCAGAUUUUGUCCAUGGUCUCUCGACGUUGUGUAUGGCCGUCAAAAUGCGCUGUCCAACAUCACAGCCGAAAAUGAAGAGCACGUGUAGGAUGGGUUAUAAGAGGUCGAGAGGUCGCCGAUGCAAAACACAUUUGUGCUUUGCCAGCGACUAA